GCGCCUGUGAAACACUGACGCGUCCAGCAGGCGGCGCUGAUCAGACAUCACUGAUCGAUCACGCGCGUCAUCGCUGACAGGCGGCGCAGUCGAGCGGUGACGUCAUCGAGCGAGUGAAGAUGGCGGAUCCGAGUGCAAAACAAACUGGGCAGAAAAGCGUGAAGAUCGCGGCGGGAGCCGUCGUGUGUGUGGAGAGUGACAUCAGAGGAGACGUGACCAUCGGAGCUCGGACCGUCGUUCACCCGAAGGCUCGGAUCAUCGCGGAGGCCGGACCCAUCGUGAUCGGAGAGGGAAACCUGAUCGAGGAGCAAGCCUUGAUCAUCAACAGUUUUCCCGAAAACAUCCUGCCCGACGCCGAGGAUGUGGAGCCCAAAACCAUGAGCAUCGGGAUCAAUAACGUCUUUGAGGUCGGAUGCGUGUCUCAGGCCUUGAAAAUCGGGGACAACAACGUCAUCGAAUCCAAAGCUGAAGUCGGGAGGAACGUGAUUCUGACCAGCGGCUGCAUCGUCGGCGCGUGUUGUCAGGUGAACACGUGUGAAGUGAUUCCGGAAAACACGGUGAUCUACGGCUCCGAGUGUUUGAGGCGCGUUCAGACCGAGAGACCGCAGCCUCAAACGCUGCAGCUGGACUUCCUGAUGAAGAUUUUGCCGAAUUACCAUCAUCUUAAGAAAACGGUGAAAGGAAAUUCGACUCCGGCGAGGAGCUGAAAUCACAGCUGAGAAUCUGAACUAUAGAAGAGGAACGCAGAUUUGCUUUUGCUUACAGUUUAUUUCCUGCUGUUGUGCUGCACAUAAUGUUUCUGUAUGAGGUUGUAAGUUAUUGAUGCAUUAAAGACUCUGUCACGUGUG
This is a messenger RNA of Megalobrama amblycephala (Wuchang bream), 848 nucleotides long. It is a transcript of the gene dctn6, whose product is annotated as dynactin subunit 6. Gene Ontology annotation, molecular function: dynein complex binding. Bases 120 to 707 code for a protein of 195 amino acids. Gene Ontology annotation, biological process: mitotic spindle organization. Gene Ontology annotation, cellular component: dynactin complex. The transcript has 7 exons. Lineage: Eukaryota; Metazoa; Chordata; Actinopteri; Cypriniformes; Xenocyprididae. The record is from RefSeq and is a predicted model, not a curated record.